AUGAACUCUUUCCGGGCCUUGCGGAGGACUAUUCAAGGACCAGCGCAGGCGCACAAGCGAGCGGUGACUUUUGGUAUCACAACCGCCACUCGUCCUUCUUCAUCUCACAUUACGACUCACUUACCGAACUCACCACAAUCCCCAUCGAAUCAAAAUAUUGAAGCCAAAAAGACAAUGGACUACCAAGACUGGACCAAAGAACGGCUCCUGGAGCGAGUCAAGGAACUGGAAGCUCAGCUUAAAACUCAGUCCCAACCACCACAACAACCCACACCAGUACUCCAGCCCCCAGCAGCAGCAACGCCAACAAUAACAACAGAAGAAGGCGAACCCCCCAAAAAGAAACAAAAGAAAAAGCCCACCGGCAUCGACCCCUCCCGCUACAGCACCCGCCUCAUCGCCCUCAAGCUCUCCUACCUGGGGAAAAACUACGGCGGCUUCGAGCACUCGGGCUACAGCAACGUCCCCUCCAUUGAGGAAGAGCUCUGGAAAGCGCUUGUCAAAGGCUGUCUCAUCACCCCGGCCGACCCGUCCAAAAUCGACUUUGCGCCGUUCGAGUACAGCAAAUGUGGACGGACGGACAGGGGGGUGAGUGCAUUUGGGCAGGUGAUUUCCAUUCGGGUGAGGUCGAAUAGACCCCCAUCUAAACCGGAACAACCAGCGGAGGAAGAUGUAGUGAUGGAGGGGACACCAGAGCAAAACAACACCCCCCAGCUGCCAGGAAAGAAGCAACAGCGAAAACCCCAAAAAGAGUGGGAGGAUAUUGUGGAUGAAAUCAACUACCCCAAGGUCCUCAACCGUCUUUUGCCUCCUGACAUCAAGAUUCUCGCCUGGGCGCCGACGCUGCCGGAGGGGUUCUCGGCCAGGUUUAGUUGUUACGAGAGGCAGUAUAGAUAUUUCUUUACCAACCCCUCCAUGGCACCUACUCUUCUUGCUCCAGGGGAGAAGUCAGGGUGGCUUGACAUUGCGGCUAUGAAAAAAGCGGCAAAGUACUUUGAGGGGUUGCACGAUUUUAGGAAUUUUUGCAAGGUUGAUGGUGGGAAGCAGAUAACCAGCUUUCAGAGGAGGAUUUUUGAGUGUGAUAUUGAAGAGGUCGAGGGGCAGGAUUUGGGGGGGGUGAAUUUUUGGGGGGGAGAGAAGAAGGGGAAGGUUUAUUAUUUCCAUGUGAGGGGGUCGGCGUUUUUGUGGCAUCAGAUUAGGCAUAUGGUUGCGAUUGUUUUUAAUGUUGGGCAGGGGUUGGAAAGGCCGGAGGUUGUGAGGGAGCUGUUGGAUGUGGAGAGGAAUGGGAGGAAGCCGGGGUAUAUCAUGGCCGAGGAGGUGCCGUUGGUGUUGUGGGAUUGUGUGUUUCCCAAAAGGCCAGAGAUUGUCACGGGUGAGGGGGAGAGGAAGGUGUUGAGUCGGGGUGAGGAUGAGAGGGCUUUUAUGCAUGAUCCUGAUUUCAAAGGGGAGAUCAAGUUCGAGGAUGAUGGGGUGGACUGGGUUUGGCUUGGGGAGGACCAGCCGGGGAAUUUGAUGGGGAGUAACGGGUUGGUGGAUCAGUUGUGGGAGUAUUGGCAUGAGAGGAAGAUGGAUGAGCUGUUGAGUGGGUUGUUGCUGCAGCAGGUGGCGACGAGGGCGGAUUUGACGAGGAAGCUGGGGAAGGAGGAGACGGCGCCGAAGAAGAACGGAAAAGAAAAUUUGCAGAGGGUGUAUAAGGGGGGGAAUAUGACGAGGUCGUCGGGGGUGUAUGUGCCCGUGAUGAAGAAGGAGUUGAUGCCGACGCCGGUGGAGAUUAACCACAAGUGGGCGCAGUCGAAGGGGUUCAAGGACUCGGAGGAUAUGGCGAAUACCAAGAACUGGAGGUCGGUGAUCAAAGCCAACAAAGCCGCUGACAAGGCGGCGGCGGCUGGUGGUGAGAAGUCAGUGUGA
Molecule: messenger RNA, 1908 nt
Organism: Podospora pseudocomata
Lineage: Eukaryota; Fungi; Ascomycota; Sordariomycetes; Sordariales; Podosporaceae
Gene: DEG1
Product: pseudouridine synthase deg1
Exons: 1
Coding region: 1-1908 (635 amino acids)
Biological process (GO): mRNA pseudouridine synthesis; tRNA pseudouridine synthesis
Cellular component (GO): nucleus; cytoplasm
Molecular function (GO): pseudouridine synthase activity; RNA binding
Source: RefSeq, a predicted model, not a curated record